AUGUCCUUCCAACUUGGACAAGUGUCAGCCAGAGUGUGGAGUAUUCUCGAACAGGACAGCCGUGAAUGUUUCCCAUUAUCCUAUCUGAUUAUUGGUGACGAUAAAGUACUGAUAAUAGACACCGGAUGUGGUUGUGGCGAUAUUUAUGCAUUUGUGAAACAACAAUCUAUCAUCAAGGAAAAGAAGAUUAUCGUUGUCAAUACACAUAAUCAUCCUGAGCAAACUGGGGGAAAUUUCCACUUCUCGACGACAGGUAAAUUGGGAAUGGCACAUAUGGUAGAAGAUCUUUGUGCUUCUGGGCGAGAUAAGUACUAUACCCAAUUGAGGAAUAGCAAUUGGCAUUGGGAGAUAAACACCUACAAAGUGACCAGAUGGCUGAGCGAUGGCGACACUAUAUUGCUGGGAAAUCCGGUCGAAACUCACAACGUUGUAAAGGUUAUAUGGUCCCCUGGUCAUACACCGGAUAGCCUCGUUUUAUGGUAUGCUAGCGACAAUCGGCUGUUCGUAGGAGAUCUGUUUUACAGAUUCGAGGAUAUUAUGAUGACGUACUCGGCUUCGAAGAGCGACAGCGACUCCGAGUGCCUGCCCACUUUUAAACAAUUCCAUAGAUUUUUGUUGGGUAUCCUUGCAGGGACACAUGUUGGUACACCCUUGAGAAUUGACGAAGCGGAAGGAUUCCGAUUUGAAACGCGGGACAAGGCAAUGCGUAUUGUCAUAAGCCGAGAGAUUGUAAGGCGACUGAAUCAAGCAAGAGAGAAAGCUCAACAAUAUCGAUAA
Messenger RNA from Haemonchus placei, 777 nucleotides. The record is from the annotation of a GenBank genome assembly. NCBI's taxonomy places the organism in Eukaryota, Metazoa, Nematoda, Chromadorea, Rhabditida, Trichostrongylidae.